AUGUGGAAGAAAAAGACCCUUGUGCAGGUGGUUACUAUUGGUGGUCGCGGACGACUACAGGUGGUGUCGAAACCUGGCAUUGAACCUGACAACGACGGACUUGCUGAGGAAUGCUAUGACUUAGGACGUCCAUUGGGCCAAAAGGAAAGCACAUCGGUGAUCGCCCAUCAGCAAGAGUGCAAGUUGUCUGUCAUGAAGCGAAGGUAUUUUCGUUACCUGAGUGGCUUUGCCACAUUUGAAGCCAUCUCCAUUUGGAGCUUCUUCGAUUCUCAUUAUCUUCUUUCAGAUUCUAUAAUUAAAAAUCCAGAGGUAGAAGAUGGUGAAUGUGCCUUUCCAUUCUGGUAUAGAAAUGAAAUAUUCUAUGACUGUGUCAAUUUCAAUGCAAAACACAAGUGGUGUUCUUUGAACAAGACUUUUCAAGGUUACUGGAAAUACUGUUCUCUGUCAGACUAUGCUCCAUGUGCCUUUCCCUUCUGGUACAGACACCUGAUCUACUGGGAUUGUACGGAGGAUGGGGAGGUGUUUGGAAAAAAGUGGUGUUCACUCACCCCAAAUUACAACAAAGACCAGAUUUGGAAAUAUUGUACAUAA
This is a messenger RNA of Psammomys obesus (fat sand rat), 591 nucleotides long. It is a transcript of the gene Bsph1, whose product is annotated as binder of sperm protein homolog 1. Bases 1 to 591 code for a protein of 196 amino acids. Gene Ontology annotation, cellular component: cell surface. The record is from RefSeq and is a predicted model, not a curated record. Lineage: Eukaryota; Metazoa; Chordata; Mammalia; Rodentia; Muridae. The transcript is spliced from 6 exons. Gene Ontology annotation, molecular function: heparin binding.